Messenger RNA from Rotaria sp. Silwood1, 3555 nucleotides. The record is from the annotation of a GenBank genome assembly. NCBI's taxonomy places the organism in Eukaryota, Metazoa, Rotifera, Eurotatoria, Philodinida, Philodinidae.
AUGAUAUUAAAAUAUUUUCUAUUUGGAGAAGAACUUAUGUGUAAUAUAUUCACAUGUGUUUGUCGAUUAUGUCAAAAAUCAACAAAUUUUUGUCGAAACUUAAAUUUAUUUUCAUCAAUACCACCUUCAACAAAUGAGUUUGAUCUUCGAAAUGAACGAAUAUCAACACGAAUAUUUAUUUUACUUUUAUUUCUCUCAACAACUACUCUCAUCAUACAUACUUCGUUAGUUAAUGUUACAAAAACUGUUAAUAUCCAUGCACCUUCAUUUAAAACAUAUUCACAAUUAUAUUUAAUUCAUUCUCAAACUUUAAUAUGUCCAUGUACAACAAUAUCUAUUGAAUAUAAAAAAUUUCUUUAUGUCAAUUAUACAUUCCAUCAAGUAUGUAGUAGUAUUUAUGUUAUGAACAAUUGGAUAAAUAACAUUGCUUUAUCUUUUGAUAAUCAACCGUACGAUCCUACAAAUUUUCGAUGGGCAGGUACAAACAUAUUUCAAGCUCUAAGUACAUUUUGUGGAUUAACAAACAAAACAAUAUUUGAAAGUUUAAAUCGAUUCUAUUUAAAUCAGUAUAUUAGUAACAUGGUAACACCUUCAAGCUUAUUUAAAUCGCACAUACAAUCAGCGAUUAAACAAUUUAGAUCAUCAACAACAAAUCAUUUCUUAUUAUCAUUAGAAAUUGUACGAGAUACGAGCCAAGCCAAUGCUUUGCUCUCAGCCAAACAAACCAAUAUUUUAUUGUACUUUGCACCCGGAUCUACAUUUGCAAGUGUAGUACCAUUAGCUUAUGAUGGUUGUGAUUGUGGCUAUUCAGCUAAAUGCAUUCAACAAGCAGCUAUUUAUAGUUAUCCUAAUUUAACCAUGUUAUUCUCAAUACCAGGUCUCUACUUAGGAUGUUUUGUAAUCGAAUCAUUAUUACAAUCAACUCUCGAAUGUUUUUAUAAUCAAACAUGUAUAACUCUAUUACAAUCAUAUUUGGUAUCUAAUUUAUCUAUGAAUAUAAUAGUACUUGAUUCAUCUUUGCCAAGCCGUUUUCUUGAAAACUCAACAAUACAAGAACUUGUUAAUGAAUUAAUGAUUGAACAAUGGAAUUUAUCAACGAUGUAUGAAAAUUAUUAUCAUGCAUGUCAACCAAUACGAUGCACCUAUAGUUAUGCAACGAGAAAUGAUCUAAUUUAUAUUAUGACUACAUUAUUUGGUUUAGUUGGAGGAAUGUUAACAAUAUUAAAAUUUCUUGUACCACUAUUAGUUAAACUUAUUGUAAAAAUAAAAGCACCUACGCUUAAAAAAUAUUCACGACUAUCAUUUACACAUUUUAAAACUUUAACAUGCCCAUGUAAAACAAUAUCAAUUAAUUACCAAAAUUUUCUUCAUAUCAAAUAUAAAUUUCAUCAAAUAUGUAAUAGUAUUUAUAUUACUGAUAAUUGGAUAAAUUACAUUGAUGGACGUUCUGGUAAUGAAAUUCUUGCUAUGGAUGAUUUUCGUUGGACUGGUACAAAUAUAUUUCGAGCUCUUAAUUCAUUUUGUAAAUUAAUAAACAAAACAAUAUCUGAAAGUUUAAAUCGAUUCUAUUUAACUCAAUAUAUCAGUGCUACAAUAACAUCUAAACAAUUAUUUCAAUCACAAAUACAAUCUAUGUUUGAACAAUUUAUUUCUUCAACAACAAAAGAUUUAUUAUUAUCAUUACAAAUUAUACGUGAUACAAAUCAAGCAAAUGGUUUAUGGAGUAUAGCAGGUGUACAAUAUAGUUUAUAUAAACAAAUCAACUUUAACAAUUUACUUUUAAUGGUUCGUGAUUAUUUUCGUUGUAGUUGUGAUCAUUCAGCUAAAUGUAUUCGACAAUCAUCUAUUUACAGAUAUUCGGAUGGAACUUUGCUAUUUUCAAUACCAGGUCUCUAUUUAGGAUGUUUUGCAAUCGAAGCAUUAUUACAAUCAAAUCUUGAAUGUUUUUAUAAUCAAACAUGUAUCAAUCAAUUACAAACAUAUUUAACACAUUUUCCUUUUAUGAAUGUAACAGCAUUAGAUUCAUCUUUACCAAGUCGUUUUUAUAAAAAUUCAACAAUACAAGAACUAAUGAAUAAAUUGAUGAUUGAACAAUGGAAUUUAUCUAUGAUGUAUGAAAGUUAUUAUAAUGCAUGUCAACCAAUACAAUGUAGCUAUAGUUAUACAACAAGAAAUGAUCUAAUUUAUAUUGUUACUACAUUGUUUGGUCUAGCUGGUGGUAUGGUAACAAUUCUGAAAUUUAUUGUACCAUUAUUAGUUAAACUUGUUAGAAGAAAUAAAAGAUUACCAAUGAUAAGACUAGAAAACAACAUUGAUCAACCUACUAUUGGAUUAUGUCAAAAAUCAGCAAAUUUUUGUCGAAACUUAAAUUUAUUUUCAUCAAUGCCACCUUCAACACGUGAGUUUGAUCUUCGAAAUGAACGAAUAGCAACAAGAUUAUUUAUUUUACUUUUAUUUCUCUCAACAACUACUCUCAUCAUACAUACUUCGUUAGUUAAUGUCACAAAAACUGUUAAUAUCCAUGCACCUUCAUUCAAAACAUAUUCUCAAUUAUAUUUAAUUCAUUCUCAAACUUUAACAUGUCCAUGUACAACAAUAUCUAUUGAAUAUAAAAAAUUUCUUUAUGUCAAUUAUACAUUUCAUCAAGUAUGUAAUAGUCUUUAUAUAACCGAUAUUUGGAGAGAACAUCUAACAUCAUCUCUGUCAAAUAUAACAUUAUAUUUUCGUGAUUUUCGAGCAUCACGUAAAUUCUUAUUUCAAGCUCUAAGUACAUUUUGUGCAUUAACAAAUAGAACAGUAUUUACAAGUUUAGAUCGAUUCUAUUCAAAUCAAUAUAUUAGUACAACGGUGACUUCAUCACAAAUGUUUCAUUUACAAAUGCAAUCAAUAUUUAAACAGUUUAUUUCUUUGACAACAAAUGACUUAUUAUUAUCAUUACAAAUUAUACGAAAUACAACUCAAACUAAUGCUUUUUUCUCAGGACGUUGGACAAAUUAUGAUUUAUAUCCAACAUUUUCUCCUAGGCUACCUAAGAUGGAAAUUUUAGCACCCUAUCCUCAAUAUUAUUCAAAUUGUCGAUGUGAUGUAUCAAUGACAUGUAUGGAACAAUCAGCCAUAUAUGACAGUACGGGUACCACUAAAUUAUUCUCAAUACCAGGUAUUUAUAAGGGAUGUUUUAUAAUCGAAUCAUUAUUACAAUCAACUCUCGAGUGUUUUUACAAACAAAAAUGUAUCGAUCAAUUACAAUCAUAUUUGAUAUACGAUUUUCCUAUGAAUAUGACAGUACUUGAUUCAUCUUUGCCAAGUCGUUUUUUUGAAAAUUCAACAAUACAAGAACUUGUUAAUGAAUUAAUGAUUGAACAAUGGAAUUUAUCAACAAUGUAUGAAAAUUAUUAUAAUGCUUGUCAACCAGUACGAUGUACCUAUGGUUUUGCAACAAAAAAUAGCAUUAUUUAUAUUGUAACAAUUGUAUUUGGUUUAGUUGGUGGUAUUGUGACAAUUUUAAAACUUGUAAUACCACGAUUCGUCAAACUAAUUGCAUAUUUUUUUUUCUAA